GGCUGCGUGCGCUCACCUCCAUCAUCGCGUAAAUCGCUGGACUUGACCGAGACCAAAGGAGCAAGUGUCAGAGAGCGGGAAAAUACAUAUAUUCUCCAAAAGAAGAACCCCGAACACUCGUCAAAACCCCUAGAGAAGUGGCCUUGACCCAAGCUGUUGUGAUGCAUAUUCCCGUAGACCCUACCACCACCAGACGGUUCACACCGCCCUCCACGUCAUUCCCCUGCAGCAAGAUUGGAGACGGCAGCGGGACCAUGGGCACCCCUGGACCACUGAGGACACGACCCGAGGCCAGGAAUGUGGUGGACGUCCUGGCAGACCACGCUGGCGAGCUGGUCCGGACAGACAGCCCAAACUUCCUCUGCUCGGUGCUGCCCUCACACUGGAGGUGCAACAAGACACUCCCUGUGGCUUUCAAGGUAAGGUAAAUUAUGCAUAAUUAUAAAUGGACAUUUAUGAAGUAAUGAACGACCUAAUGAUGUAUUACUGUAGGUUACUGAAGAAAAAGUGUCAAAUACAAUUUUUUAAGCUCUCUUGAGUAGGUUUCAUAUAGCCAACAAGGCAUUUACUGGCAUUAGUAGGCCUAUUUCAAUUACUUUUACGCAGAGCCCUAUUCUGUAAUAUAGGUCUAAAUAAUGGAAUUAAAUCAAGUUGUCCAAAUUAUAGUGGCCUGCCAAAGUGAUAACUUGGCAUAAUUAUUUUGUGUUUCAUUUUUGCAUUGGACUUACUUGAAUAUGAGAUUUAGAAAAGUGUUUGGAUUUGCAACUGCAAUGACAUACAAUUAAUCAACAAUUAGCCAACAAUAUAGGUCCUAAUACAAAUAAUGAUAAUUGAAUAACAAUAAUUCUAAUGAUACCAUAUAGUAUUAUAUCUGGUAAGCUAGUUAUUUUUAAAUUGCUAUUUUGCAAGGUUUUGCAAUGCAGAUAAAAAUCUGUAGGCCUAUAUUAUGAAGCAAUGCAAUUAUGCUACACUGAAAGUUAUCAAUUAUAUUUAUACACCACGACGUGAUAGAAUUUGUGGCCUAAAAGUGUAAUGUUUAGAAAAAUAGACUAGCCUAUAUCUAUUUUAUUUGUAUCAUAUCCAACAAAAAAAAUGCUUGUUUAGAUCGCAUAGGCCUACUUAUUUAAUGAAGAGAAUUUGCAAACAUUCUUUUGGAAAGUGAUUUGGAUAUAGGCCUAUCAAAUGUCAAAGUAAUUUCCAUAGCUUAAAAAUAUUCCUGUUUGAAUUGCAAGCUUGCUUCAAGGAAGCAUCUUACCAUGUAGUUAUAACCUAAUAGCACAAUAGGCCUAUAUAUUUUAACCAAAAUAUUUGAUAACAAUAUCUAAAAGGCAUAUUUUUUUUAUGGAUUGGAAAUCAGGUCUAAUAUUGAUGUAUUUUAUAUCGGGUUUUUUGAUUCCACCGGAUGCGGUUUGUUGCAGUCUGUAUUUGGUUUAGCAUGGUGACCCCGGUUGACCACGUUGAGUUCUCACAGGUUGUCGCACUCGGUGAUGUGCCCGACGGGACUCUGGUCACGGUGAUGGCGGGUAACGACGAGAACUUCUCUGCGGAGCUGAGGAACGCGUCUGCGGUGAUGAAGAACCAGGUUGCCCGCUUCAACGACCUGCGGUUCGUGGGCAGAAGCGGACGAGGUGAGCAGAGGGAGUCACGCAACUAUAUCCUUAAACCAUGAAUAGUAUUAGGCCUACUAAAUGAAAUCAAGAGCUAACAUCACAUACAAAACACCUGCAUGCGUCAUGCGUCAUAAUUGCACUGACUUGCAAAACUACAGCCUGAGUAGACCUACUUUUGGUAAUCUAUUUUAAACAAAGAAAGUGAUAAAAUAUUUUAAUGGAUAAAAUAAAAGUGUUAGGGAAUGUGAGAAUUAUAGUGGGGCAAUUAUAGUUGCGAGAUCGCACCAGCAUUACACAGGUAUAAUUAUGGGGAUUAUCAGUGUUUAUUGGGACGAAAUAAAAUAUGAUUAUUACACAUUUUAAGAUGUGGUUUGAUAAUUCUUUAUCGACAAAGAGCAAAGCCCAAUUUCAAAUUAUAGCCUAAUGCUCAGCCAAGCAUUGCCACAAUUCUUUCUAUAGGACUAGUCCUAAUUGAUCAUCACGCACGCCCCCCUCAAAAGAUGAUCAGGUUAGUAGCAGCAGCAUAUAUUCUAUGAACAUUGCACCAUUGUCCAAAUAAACAAAUCGCCUGGACCAGAAUAUUCAGUUCAAGGCUUGGCACUUUUAAAAGCUUGCCUGUUUACACUUCUAAAAACUAGCGCUCACAUAGCUGACAUUCCACCAGAACCUUCUCUUUUCCCUCUCCUUACUCCUGGCCCAGCGCUCACAUAUUUCCCUUAAAUGUUACACUUUAAAUAGUUGCAGACUGAUGAAUGGAAAACGCUACAGUCUCUGAAUUAAACGUAGCUUUCAUUUCUGUAGUCAAUUACCCCACCCCAGGAUUCCUUUCCCCCCACAGUCUCUUUAACAAGAGAUGCCUUUUUUAUGAAAGCGCCGCUUCAUAGCCUGGGACGAAAAACGGACCAUUGCACGAUCUCCCUCUCUCCCCUUUCAUGCAGAUGGGAGAGCUCGAGGAAGCUCGUGCAAGAAUCUGCCUUGUUGAACAAUAAACUGUGGCUGUAAGCCUUUCGGACAAUCUGGAAUACAUUCUCUCAAUAAUUCAAAUCAUGCCCACAUUUCAGCCCAUCAAAGUGGUGGUCCCUUUAAUUCACAAACUUAAAAGGGAGCCAUAUCAGGAGGCAAUUUUAAUUAAGCAAGCUGACUGUGGUGGUUAUGAACGAAGUGCUUAUGUUCCACAAAAAUCUGUUUAUUUCCACAAUUAAUUAACCAAGCCAGUAAACCCUCACACAUGCUCUGGUUUGAUGUUCCUCCUGAAACUCUGUGUUACUGAUGCCCUUCACUAACCAAGGCCCUCUCUAUUCUGUGUACCCCAGGAAAGAGCUUCACACUGACCAUCACAGUCUUCACUGGUCCCCCUCAGGUGGCCACCUACCACCGUGCCAUUAAAGUGACCGUGGAUGGGCCCAGGGAACCCAGACGUGAGUACUUACAGGGUACAUGA
Coregonus sp. 'balchen' is the source of this 3051-nucleotide messenger RNA. Lineage: Eukaryota; Metazoa; Chordata; Actinopteri; Salmoniformes; Salmonidae. The record is from the annotation of a GenBank genome assembly.